Messenger RNA from Polychytrium aggregatum, 1435 nucleotides. RefSeq names its product Rad51-domain-containing protein. Gene Ontology annotation, cellular component: condensed nuclear chromosome. The record is from RefSeq and is a predicted model, not a curated record. NCBI's taxonomy places the organism in Eukaryota, Fungi, Chytridiomycota, Chytridiomycetes, Polychytriales. The transcript is spliced from 7 exons. Gene Ontology annotation, biological process: DNA recombinase assembly; reciprocal meiotic recombination; chromosome organization involved in meiotic cell cycle. Gene Ontology annotation, molecular function: ATP binding; DNA strand exchange activity; double-stranded DNA binding. The coding region runs from base 159 to 1184 and encodes 341 amino acids.
ACUCUCCCUCCCCGGCGACCAAAGCUGCCGACCGACCCUGUCGCGAGCAUCCGUCUCUGCCAGCAUCUGGUCCAGCCCGCCCCUCGCCCCGUGCCGUGCCGUACCGUACCGUGCCCAUCUUCCUCUGCUCUGUCCGCUGCUGAUCUUGCUCCAUCGCCAUGAGCGCUGCCGCCGAACGGGAAGCCGAACACGAGGAGGUCCUCCAGGAAGAAGAGUCUGGCGGCCCCAUCCGCAUCUCCAAGCUCGAGGAAUAUGGCCUUAGCUCCACCGACAUCAAGAAGCUGAUCGAGGCUGGUUACCACACCGUCGAGUCUAUCGCCUUCACACCCAAGAAACAGCUUCUGACCAUCAAGGGCAUCUCUGAAGCCAAGGCCGACAAGAUCUUGGCCGAAGCCGCCAAGCUUGUGCCCAUGGGCUUUACCACCGCGACCGAGUUCCAUCAUCGCCGUUCCGAGCUGAUCACUGUGACGACCGGAUCCAAGGAGCUCGACAAACUCUUGGGAGGCGGCAUCGAAACCGGUGCCAUUACCGAGAUGUUUGGCGAGUUCCGUACCGGAAAGACCCAGCUCUGCCACAUGCUUGCGGUGACGUGCCAGCUUCCGGUCGAUAUGGGUGGUGCCGAGGGCAAGUGUCUGUACAUCGAUACCGAGGGCACCUUCCGCCCCGAGCGACUCUUGUCGAUAGCCGAAAGAUACGGCCUCAAUGGGGAGGAAGUCCUGGACAACGUCGCCUACGCGCGUGCCUACAACACCGACCAUCAGAACCAGCUGCUGAUCCAGGCCUCGGCCAUGAUGGCCGAGCAUCGGUACGCCCUGCUCAUCGUCGACAGCGCCACCUCGUUGUAUCGAACCGACUAUUUCGGCCGUGGUGAGCUGUCCACCCGACAGAUGCAUCUCGCAAAGUUCCUGCGUAUGCUCCUGCGGCUGGCCGACGAGUUUGGCGUCGCGGUCGUCAUCACCAACCAGGUUGUUGCCCAGGUCGACGGCGGUGCUUCGAUGUUCAACGCCGACCCCAAGAAGCCGAUCGGAGGCAACAUCAUUGCCCAUGCGUCCACCACCAGACUGUAUUUCAGGAAAGGUCGUGGCGAAGGUCGCAUCUGCAAGAUCUACGACUCGCCCUGUCUGCCAGAAGCCGAAGCCAUGUUCGGAAUAUACGCACACGGCAUCGACGACGUCAAGGAAUAAACCAAACUGAGGCUGUGUUUUUGGAAAGCUAAUUUGUGUUCUGUGAUCAUAUCACUGGUAUCGAGGAGCCGGGGGCUAUGUACACUCGGGACUGCCAAGAGACGGACACUCCACUUGCUUCAGGAAACGCCGUAUGCACUUGAGCAGCUUGUCAUGGGUGGUCGCAUUGACUCGUCGCCGCUGUCGCUGUCGGUCCUGGACAGCUUGGCUGAGAAUACAUGAGACUGGAAGAAUCAGCUCGCACAUCGAAA